Girardinichthys multiradiatus is the source of this 2453-nucleotide messenger RNA. It is a transcript of the gene prg4b, whose product is annotated as proteoglycan 4b. Bases 32 to 1915 code for a protein of 627 amino acids. Lineage: Eukaryota; Metazoa; Chordata; Actinopteri; Cyprinodontiformes; Goodeidae. The transcript is spliced from 13 exons. The record is from RefSeq and is a predicted model, not a curated record.
AGAUAGGAGCUCAGGAAAGAUUUUCUGCAUAAUGUCUUCCAAAAUCCUUUGUGUUGUCACUUUGCUGGCUUGUGCUUUGAAAUUUAGUUCAACUCAGGCGAGCUGCAGAGGCCGAUGUGGUGCUGAGUACUACAGGGGCAACAUGUGUCAGUGUGACUAUAACUGCCUGUCCUAUGAAGAGUGCUGCAGAGACUUUGAAUCUCAGUGCACCACAAAAAACUCCUGCAAGGGCCGUUGUGGGGAAACCCACAAGAGAGGUCGGCUGUGCAGCUGCGACUCUGACUGCUUGAGGUUCAAGCAGUGUUGUCCAGAUUACAAGGCCCACUGUGAUGAGGAUGAUAACAACUUAUUUACUCCAGACAGCCCAGCACCAUACCCACUGAAUGAUCUUAGUGAUGAUGUAUUUGCCGAGAUCUUGCCGGGUGAUGACUUUCCCACAAAUGGAGUGGGGGAUCCGGAGGCGUCUCCAGGCCCAGAGACCAGCAGUGGUGUUGAACCAACUCCAGCUGAACCCCAGGAUAAAAUCCCGGCAGAACCAACUGUGGUUACAGAUGAUCCGGAGUUCAGCACAGAGAGAGCUCUUUCUCUGACAGAGGCAACUCCUGCCGGUGUCGUUUUUAAUACAAUGACAACAGCAAGCACAGAUACCCAAGAUCUGACAAGAGACCCAGAUCAAGGAGCGAUUAUCCCUGAACUGACAACUGCGCCUGACCCCGACGUCCGUGAGCCUUCUUCGUCCUCAGCAUCACAAAAUGAACCUACAGCUUCAUCCGGUCCUACAGAGUCAGGGAAGGAGAUUGUCCCUUCAGACAAGCUGGAAGAGCCGGAAAACCCUCAGCUCACCACAACUCCUGCUUCAUCAACGUUGGCUUCAGUAAUACCCCCAGAGGAAACCACUUCAAGCCCAAACAUAGAGAGCAACCCAGGAAGCACCAGCUUCCAGGAAGCAGACAUUAAAGAUCCAACCCCCACUCUCACCCCAGCUGGAGUUGGGUUCCCCUCAUCCACAGCUGCAGACCCAGACAAGACCACUGACAGAGUUAAAGCAGAUGUAACGACUACGGAUCUUCGCACAUCUGAACCCGACCCCAAACCUGACCCGUCCAAACUAUUACCCACCUCUAAACCUGAUACCAAACCUCUGGACCCACAAACCCAGAUCACAGACAACCUGAAAGAUUACCAAGGAGAUGACAGUGAUGACACAAACCUGUGCAGUGGGCGACCUAUCAGUGGACUCACCACACUCAGGAAUGGCACAAUGGUGGUUUUCAGAGGUCAUUACUUCUGGGUUCUGGAUAGAAACUUGGUGCCAGGUCCACCCAAAGGAAUUACAGAAGUGUGGGGUGUACCCUCACCCAUUGACACAGUGUUCACUCGCUGCAACUGCCAGGAUAAAACCUACAUUUUUAAGGGAGGCAAAUACUGGAGGUUCGAAAAUGAUGCUCUGGACUCGGGGUAUCCGAAAGUCAUUAAAACGGGCUUUGAUGGGCUGCAGGGCCAUAUCACAGCUGCCCUGUCGGUGCCUCAGUACCUCAACAGGAAAGAGUCUGUCUACUUCUUCAAGAGAGGCGGAACAGUUCAGAAAUAUUCAUACCAGUUUGGCACCAGUCCAACAUGUGGAAGAAAACCUCUUCCCCUUUAUACCGUUCAUGCUCGAAUGGUCCGACAAGCAGUUUCUGUUUUGGAACCAGCAAUUAACAUCCGGAGAUCCUGGAGAGGCUUUCCCUCCACCGUAACAGCAGCCGUGUCCGUGCCCACCAACACAGUCCCAGAGGGGUACAAAUACGUUGUCUUCUCGAGAUCGACGGCCUACAAUGUGAGGAUGCACAAUGAGCUCCCCGUCGUCGCACCACCGAGAGCAAAUGUGUCACCGAAAACCGACAACUUCUUCAGAUGCCCGAAGAAAUCCUAACUGAAAAAAAAAAAAAAAACAUCGACUAAUUUUCCAGUUUUAUUUUCUGCUUAAAAGACACAGCAUCAACAUGGAUUUAAAAAAAACAAAAACAUGUCCUAACAUUCAAAUAAACAAUCUAAGCAAGAAAAAUGAACAAAUGCAAGAGGAAGUCCUCAUCAGCAUAGCAGAACACAGAUCUGAAAGUUGUUUGUGAAGGAAUGGUGGGAGUCUUCAGAUGGGAGUCCUCUGAUUAGUGCUUCAUCUCACAAAUCGUCUCCCGGGAAUACCGCGGGAAGGGAAGGCUUGACCUGUGGAAGACAAAAGAAAAAUGUUUCAGGUACAACUUCAGUGAUGUAGAUUCUGUACAGUUACUAAGCAUCAGUCAGUGUUAUGACUCACUGUAUAUCAUUUACUGACAGUUUUUGUCAUUAGAAGGCCACAUUUUAUUAAAUACACUGCUUUGUGCAUAAAUAACAUGAGUGAACAUUAAUUGGGAUUGCUUUAAGAAUAAUUUGAUUUUUUUCAAGACAAUAAAGACUAAAUGUUGUGGAAAAAA